This is a messenger RNA of Lineus longissimus, 5435 nucleotides long. RefSeq lists its product as uncharacterized. Gene Ontology annotation, biological process: sperm capacitation. The transcript is spliced from 21 exons. Gene Ontology annotation, cellular component: cell surface. Lineage: Eukaryota; Metazoa; Nemertea; Pilidiophora; Heteronemertea; Lineidae. The coding region runs from base 1 to 5370 and encodes 1789 amino acids. The record is from RefSeq and is a predicted model, not a curated record. Gene Ontology annotation, molecular function: heparin binding.
AUGAGCAUCGCCUGGUGGCUGUUGGUGGUACUAGGGCUGCAGACCAUUAUUGCAAGUCACGGGCAUAAGGUCAAAUCGAAACCUCGGGUUCGAAAAUCUGGACCGAUCCUACCUCCACAGCCAACAUUCUUAGAGAAAGGUGCCAUACCCACGACCGGUGGCACAGGGAAGGGAGAAGAUUGUAAAUUUCCAUUCAAGUACAAGGGGAAGCCAUACAACACGUGUAUAACCAAGGAGAAGAGAAAGCAGCCUUGGUGCAGUACAACUGAUGAUUAUGACAAGGACAAGAGAUGGGGAUUCUGCAAUGGUUCCAUAAUCGCCCAUGCCGGGAACAGCCACGGGGAAUACUGUGUCUUCCCCUUCACCUACUUGGGGCAAGUCCACUACACGUGCGUCAGGUCGUCAUCGUACCCAGGGACGUGGUGUUCCACAACGAAAAGCUAUGACAAGGACAGGAAAUGGGGGUACUGCAAGCCUACAAUUUGCCCUUCCGGCCAAAACUUCCAAUGGGAGAUACGGACAAAUACUACCAUAACCCUGAAGCCUCAAAAGCACGUCACCGCCACAAACUUGGACAGAUGCCAACAAACCUGUAUCAAGGAAAAGAACUUUAAGUGCAAAUCCACCCAGUUCAAUAUCGCGAAGAAACGAUGCAGCAUGUCAACACUGCAUAAAAAGACACUAAAGAAGGAUCAGCUUGUUAGAAAGUUCGGGACAACUUAUGCAGAGUGGAGAUGCACGUCUGGUCAGGUGAGGACGUUUGGAGGCAAUGCUAAGGGGUCAACGUGUGUCUUCCCCUUCAAAUACAAUGGACAGAACCAUUUCUCCUGCAUUGUAACCACAAAGAUAGCACGACCAUGGUGUGCCACGACUGGCGACUUCGACAAGGACAGGCAGUGGGGACUGUGCAUGGUAUCGACGAAGACCUACGGCGGCACAGGGGGUGGAAGGUAUUGUAUCUUCCCAUUCAAGUACCGAGAUAUCUACUUCUACAGCCCAAUCAAGGUCAAGAAUCGAUCAUGGUGCGCCACGUCAUCAAACUUUGAUCUUGACAGGCAAUGGGGCUUCUGCAAAGAAUCCAAGUGUAAUAAGGGUUACACGGUACUCCAUGGCCGAUGUAUCAAAGAUGAAGGUAUAGUGCAGACCUUUGGGGGCAAUGGAAAGGAAAAUGACUGUGCUAUACCAUUUUGGUACGGAGGGAAGCUACGUUACUCCUGCAUCAUGGACUACUCGAAGCGACCAUGGUGCGCCACGACCAAAUACUACCCUCUAGAUAAAACGUGGGGCUAUUGCAAAGGCACCGUCCGAGUCAUAGGUGGCAACGCCGAGGGGAGCUUCUGUAUCUUCCCGUUCAAGUACCGUGGCAAGUCGUAUAGCCGGUGCACGCAGACAGGGGGCUUCAAGCGACCAUGGUGCGCCACCACGGACAACUACGACAAAGACAAGAAGUGGGGAUUCUGUUCUGCGGGCCAUUGUCCAACAGGUGAAAACCUUGACUGGGUCACCGAAGUUCACCAUGGGAUCAUUGGACACGAUGACAAAAUCGUACCCGAGGUAACGUCCGUCAAAGAAUGUCAACUGCUUUGCCUCGGAGAGAGAUCGUUCCGGUGCCGAUCAGUUGAGUACUACAUCCCUGGCCAGGCAUGCCUCCUCUCCGGUACCAACGUGAAGCGGGCCGGGAAGAUGCAGUACGGGCAUAUGGCGAAUAAGGUGUAUUCGGAAUGGAUGUGCAGUGCAAAUCAGAUCGAAACGUUCGGAGGCAACGGCAAAUCCAAAGGAUGUGUGUUCCCAUUCCGUUACCAUAAGAAGAUCUACUAUAGCUGUAUCAUGCAGGACGCCAAGAAGCCGUGGUGUUCGACCACCAAGGAUUAUGAUAGCGAGUCAACAUGGGGAUACUGCAAAGAGCCGAUCCAGACUGUCGGAGGAAAUUCGGAUAACGCCUACUGCAUCUUCCCGUUCAAAUAUAACGGCCGGUACUACUACGACUGUAUCGAGGCGGCCAACAAGAACCCAUGGUGCUCUACUACGCCAAGCUACGACUUGGAUAAGAAGUGGGGAUUCUGUAGAAGUGAAAAGUGCGGCAUCAACGAAAACCUUGAAUGGUUUGAGGAAAAGGACCACUGGAUCUCUGGCCACAAGGACAAGAUAAUCAACGACAUCAACAAUGUGGAGGAUUGCCGCCAACUCUGCCUCAACCAGAAGGACUUCUACUGUCGGUCGGCGGUGUACUACACCAUUGGGCACGCUUGUUAUCUUUCAGGAAGCAACAGGAUUACGGCGAAGAAAUUCUUCAUAAAGAGGAAGUUUCAUAUUUAUACCGAAUGGCAGUGCAAGGGAGGGGAGAUAAAGACGUACGGAGCAACUGGCCACGGGAAACCAUGCGUGUUCCCCUUCGAGGUGAAGGGGCAACUCCACUAUUCCUGCACCAUGCAAAGAGCGAAGAAGCCCUGGUGUGCCGUGACCAAGCAUUAUGACAGAGACAAGAAAUGGGGGUUCUGUAAAGAGACAAUCAGAACGUACGGAGGAAACACCAAGUCGGAAUUUUGCAUCUUCCCCUUCAAAUACAAGGGGAGAUACCACUACGAGUGCAUCCAAGGCAAGAAGGACAAGUGGUGCGCUACCACCAAUAAUUAUGAUGAGAAUGGGACAUGGAGCUACUGCAAAAAAAUAGUCUGCCCACAUAACACGCAUCUUAUCAAGGCAAAGAAGGACAAGAAGGGUCAAGAGAAGCAAGCUACCUGUAUUUCCAACUUACGGGAGGCAGUGGUCGUUCAUGCUCAGGAAACGAUUGGUCCGAAGUCGAAGAAGAAGGAGAAGUCAAAGGAGAAGAAGAAGGAAGAGGCGAUGAAGAAGGUGAAGUCAAAUGCAACGGGGAAGAAGAAGCCAGCGAAGGAGGUCAAGUCGCCUGAGGAAGGAGCAGGAAAGGGGUCAAAGAGGGAGACGGGGAAGAAGAAGAAGAAGAGAAAGAAGGAGAUGGAUAAAGACAAAGAAAAGAAGAAGGAUGGAGGGAAAUUGGGAAAGAAAAAGGAGAAGAAGAAGAAGGUUAAAACGGGUAAAGAAGAGGAAAUGAAGAAGGAGAAGGUGAAAAAGAUGAAAAAGAUGAAAAAGAAAGAAAAGAAGAAGAAAAAGGGAGAAAAGGAUGGCGACAAAGGAGAGAAAAGGAAAAAGGAAGGCAAGAAAAGUAGAACAGAAGUCAAAGGCAAAGGAAAAAGAAAAGGGAAGGGUGAGAAAAGAGAGAAAGUUAAAAAGACUAAAAAGACUAAAAAGGGAAAUAAAUUGAAGAAGAAAUAUAAGGUUGGGCUGGGAGAGGGGAAGGAAGGCAGGAAAGAAGCGAAAGAGAAUAAAAAAAGGAAAGGUCGGAAGGGUGGGAAAAAGGAGCUGAAAAAGACUGAUCAAGACAAAAAGGCAACGAAAUCUAAAAAGAAAGACUAUGGAAAGAAGAAAGGCGAGAAGGGCGAGUCAAAGAACAAAAAGAAACAUGAUAAUACGAAAGGGUCGAAACGUAAAAGGAAAAAGGAAGGAAGAAAUGGGAAAGGGGAACGGAAAGGCAAGACCAUUGUUGCUGCCACCCUCCCACCAGGGACCGGGGUCAUGGUUUCUAGGAAAGGGACAUUGUACAGUAAGGUCGGGGGUGAUGUUGGUGGGAAUAAGGCAAUGGAGGGACAAGCGCUGGAACCUCCAAAAAGCCAAAUGCCACCUAAGAAUGUUAUAAUAAAUUCUAAGGAAAGUGUGAAGGGUGCUAGUAGUACGAAAAAGGCAUCGAAGAAGGACAAGAAGACGAAGAAGAGGGACAAGAAGAAAGAUGAGAAGGGGGAAGUGAAAAAAGACAAAAAGGAGAAGAAAGACAAAUCAGGAAAAGGGAAGGACGAUAAGAAGAGGAAAGCGAAAAAGUAUAAGAAAGGAAAGAAAGACAAGAAAGACAAGAAGGGGAAGACGGAUAAGAAGGGUAAAGUGAAAAAGCACAAAAAGGUGAAGAAAGACAAGAAGGGUAAAGUGAAAAAAGAUAAGAAGGGCAAAGUGAAAAAAGACAAGAAGGGUAAAGUGAAAAAAGAUAAGAAGGGUAAAGUGAAAAAGCACAAAAAGGUGAAGAAAGACAAGAAGGGUAAAGUGAAAAAAGAUAAGAAGGGUAAAGUGAAAAAAGAUAAGAAGGGUAACGUGAAAAAAGACAAAAAGGGUAAAGUGAAAAAAGAUAAGAAGGGUAAAGUGAAAAAGCACAAAAAGGUGAAGAAAGACAACAAGGGUAAAGUGAAAAAAGAUAAGAAGGGUAAAGUGAAAAAAGAUAAGAAGGGUAAAGUAAAAAAAGAUAAGAAGGGUAAAGUAAAAAAAGAUAAAAAGGGUAAAGUGAAAAAAGAUAAGAAGGGUAAAGUGAAAAAAGAUAAGAAGGGUAAAGUAAAGGAAGACAAAAAGGGACAUAAAGACAAGAAAGGGAAAGUCAAGAAAGUCAAGAAGGAGAAAAGAGACAAAAAGGAGACGAAGGACAAGAAGGGAAAAGACAAAAAUGUGAAAGUGAAGAAAAACCAGAAGGGGAAGGACGACGAAAAAGGGGAAAGGAAACAUAGGAAGAAGGAUUUUUCACUUUUCGGCAGUGCAUGGCCAUGGGCAACAGUUGAUAAAAAUGGUAAACCUUUAACGUCGAAGAAAAUGUCGAAGUCUCAAGUGACAAAGGCGUCCCCUGUCGGGAAACACGUCAUGCCAAAGGAGGGAAAGGUGUGGCAUGGAGUAUCCACGUUCAAACCAAUGGCACCAGUUAGGCGUCCAAUUAUGGUGGACAUUAAAGAGACACGGUAUAAAAACGAGGCCCCGGUCGUCCCGAGUGGUCUGUUUCAGACAGUGACGCUGUCUCCUGAGGAAGUUUCACAUGUGAAGAAGGUGAAGAAAGGGGUACCACAUAUUUUGGAAGGGACCCGACACCAUGGUGUUUGGAAGGGGAAGGCCAUAUUGCCCGGGGAGCACAAACCGAUCAAGUUCAGCGCGGUUGAUCCUGGGAAGCUGCAUGAUAUGAUGAAGCUACUGCGGCCGUCGGAGCGGAAGAAAUUUGAAGACAAGAUCGAAAAAUUAGAGGCAGAGAAAAUGCAGAAGAAGAAGAAGUCUAAUGAUGAUGAUGAUGAUGACGAUGAUGAUGACGACGACGAUAUCAAAAGAAAAGGAAAGAAGAGGAAAUACAAGUGCAUGAAGGGAUAUGAAUUCCAAAGCGGAAAAUGCUUAAAAUAUGAGUGCCCAGACGGCUGGAAAAGAAAAGGAUUUGAAUGCUUCGACCCAAAAUAUAAGGGAAACCACCAAAAUAAACCACCAAAAGAUUUUAAAUGCAGGAAAGAUGCUGUAUUUGCUGGAAACGGGUGUCUAGAUCUCAAAAACCCGAUUGUCUCAUGAUCAUUAUUACUACGCAUGUUCGGUCUACAUCAGCCCGCUUCCGCCGACUGCUUCUGAAGGGAAGA